AGGAGGCCGGCAGAGGCCCGCAGCCAUGCGCGGUCCCGCCCCGGCGCGGCUGCGCGGAGGGGAGCGGAGCGGGGCCCGGAGCCACCAGCACAGCGCCGGGCGAGGGGAAGGGGACGAGAGAGGCCGCAGCCAGCCUGCCCUGCCCUGCGCCGGGCCGCCGAGUCCGGCAUGGAGAAACAUCUGUUUAAUUUGAAGUUUGCUGCAAAGGAACUCAAUAGAAACUCAAAAAAAUGCGACAAAGAAGAAAAGGCUGAGAAAGCAAAAAUUAAGAAGGCAAUCCAGAAGGGUAACAUGGAAGUUGCACGAAUACAUGCAGAAAAUGCAAUCCGACAGAAGAAUCAAGCAAUUAAUUUCUUGCGCAUGAGUGCCAGAGUAGAUGCUGUAGCAGCAAGAGUUCAGACUGCAGUGACGAUGGGCAAAGUAACAAAGUCAAUGGCGGGGGUAGUUAAGUCUAUGGAUGCCACUUUGAAGAGCAUGAACUUGGAAAAGAUAUCUGCACUAAUGGAUAAAUUUGAGCAUCAGUUUGAAACACUAGAUGUUCAGACACAGCAGAUGGAAGACACAAUGAGCAACACUACUACGCUAACAACGCCACAAAACCAAGUGGAUAUGCUUCUACAGGAAAUGGCAGAUGAAGCAGGUCUUGAUCUGAACAUGGAACUACCUCAAGGACAGACAGGUUCUGUUGGUACAAGUGUUGCCUCAGCAGAACAGGAUGAGCUGUCACAGAGACUGGCCCGCCUUCGUGAUCAAGUUUAAGUUAAACAAAGCUGCAGUCUGUGUACAUGCUUUCAAAAUGCCCUUUCUGUGACUAACCCUUCACUACAAACGUGGCUUAGGUGUUUAAUAUUUGUAAUAUAGGGUACUUCACUUCAAGCUUGCUCUUCUUUCUAAAUACAUUGAGUAAUCCAAAAGUAUCAGCUCUCUAAUGUCUUUUUCUGUACAUUUUGAAGUUGAUAUAUUUUUUGCAAGCUUUUUUCACAAAAUCAAGUUGAUAUUCUAAGUCAGCUAGUAAUGUUGGCACAUUCUAGCUAAACAAAAAGCAGAGUGUCAUUGAUAUAUAUUUUAAAUUAUGAAGUGAUUUUUUUUAAAUUAUGAGAACUGUUUAUGGUUGGAGAACUGAUGUAUACAGUUCUGAUGAUUGUACUAGCCAACUUUCGUACACAGCCAAACUCCUGGAACACGGAGGUGGACAGUGUGGACUUCAUGAAAAUACGCUUGUUAAAAAUGAGUGGACUUCAGUCUGUGGUGGUUUUAGUAUUUUAAAGAUAGGGUAACUGUUCUGAAAUUAAUGGUUCAGUUCAAAAGUGAGUUUCCAAAAGCUGUUUUAAUAUAAUUGGGAACUUGUGUGGUUUCAUCACUUUAGUACAGGAGGAAUAAAAUGUAUUUUUCAACUCUUUGUCAGUUCUGUUGAAUGCUUUAGCUUGCUUGUUUAAGGUUGAGUGCUCUAGCUUCUCCUUUUUGCUUUCUUCUCAGUAUCCCAAGGUGCAGCCAGUAAUGCCACUCUCACCUCUAUUUUGACCAACAUAGUAUCUUGCUCACGCUAUCCAUUCUGUUUAGGUUCAAGCUGAGAAACCUUAUAUGUAACUGAAGCCUGCUUUUCUUCAUUCCUUGUCAUGCUGGCUUUUCAUCUGGUCACUUUUUAAUAUGCAAGAAAAAAAUCUGGUGAUUGUAAUGUGGCAGAAGGCUGAAGUAUGGAAUAAGAAAUACAAAAGUGCUUUUCCUCAAGCUCACAUCUUCACCGUCCUUCAUGAGUCACGGUCCCAACCCUGUCUGCUGUAACCAGGGCACUCACCCGGAUCAGCCUUUUCUCCUCUGCCCAUUGCAGCUGGUCUGGUGUUGGGGGGAGAGGUGAGAAGUGGAAGGGUAAGGUAGGCCAGCUCUGCCUCAAAGGGGCAGGCUGCUGGAUGGGCGCAUCAGUUACGUUGGAGUAGGAGCAGCUACAUUUUGUAAGGUGUAGUAUUGCUGUCUGCAGGUGGAGUAAUGUGAUUUGGAAUAUUGCGGUCACGUCUGGAGAGGCUAGUUUGUUUUAGUUAUCCCUUCACAUUUCUGCACAGGAAGAGAAUCUGCUUUCAGUAGCUUCAAACUCUUGCUGCAGUUGUGAAGUAAAGAAAUGGUUGUAGACAUUUGUAGCAGAAACUACUUGUGAUGUGUUGUGAUAAGCAGUGAUGUUAAAAAUCUAUUUCUGACUCUUUGGGCUCACGUUGUUUUGUAUUUGUAGGGGUGAGAAAGGUGUAUAGCACUAGACUUAGAGUUAGUUCUUAAUUCACUGGUUUUCAGGACCACAUGGGUCUUUCAGUGUUGGGGAAAUAUGAGUUAAAAAAGCAACUCAGCUUUUUUAGUCAAGCAGGAUUUUUUCAGUGAAAACAUGCAAAAAUGAGGAAACAUUUCAGAGCUGUUUCAAACUGUUUUUGAUGCAUUACUCCAGUUACUUUGCAGGUCUAGCAAGAUGCUACAUACUAAGGUAUUCAAGGGUACUGUAAAAAUAAGAUACGGAAAGAACACAAUUCCACAACAUUUCUGAUUGUUUUCUCUCUUGGACCAGCAGCCUAAAUUAAAAUGAUUUGUUUAAAAUGUUUACACGUCUUUUCAAUGCAGCAUUAUUUUAAACACCCUUGAGUGUUCCUCCUGUAAUUAGGGGAAACUGGAAGGUGUUUUAGAAACCACGUACUCACAGCUGUAGUCUAGGUACAGUCCUUUAAAACAAUUAGUAAACAUCUUAAGAAAGAGACCAUGUAGUGUACUUUUCUUGCUUGCUACUCCUGAACAGUGUGACAAAAACAAUGGUGUAUCUAUGCAACCAAGUUACCCACGGUUGUGGAAACUGCUUGUGCGUGCCUUUGCCUUAGUGAACUUUUUUUUUGAUGUUUGCUUACUGUACAUCUUAUGACAGGUCUGGAAAGUUACUAUUGUGUUAUAAUUCCCCAUCUGAAUUUACUUUGCAGUUGCUUGUUAGAACUGUACCAUAAACUACUGAGGUUUUCAGUGUCUGGUAAUUAGACAACUCCAGAUAUCUUCUCUGGAUUAUUUUAUGUUUUUUAUGUUAAACAAUAUGCUGCUUUGGGACUAUUCUUGGUCUUUAUUUGAGGGGGUAGACCGCUAUUCUCAGGCCUCAUGUAUUUGAUUUUCUGAGUAUGUUGCCUUGCCUUGAACCUUGGAGGAAUUUCAAAACAGAAGGAGAUGAGACUGAUUAACUUGCUGCAAGACAAAUACUAAAUAAGGUUCAUUAUCUUACUGGCUAUAUGCAGCCUGUUUCAUAGUUUUGAUCUCCCAGAGGUCCCAAGCUUGUUAACUCUGGUACCAGAGUAGUUUUCUGGAUCUUUUUAGGGAUUAACAAAUAACCUAGUGGCUUGAUUGACAUAAUCAGUGUAACCUCUGCAGGACUAGGAUGCAAAGAAGUAGGCAGACUUAGCUGACUCGAGGAAAAAAUGUUGGAAACAAUUUUUGCUCUGCUGCUUUCACUCAGUGUUGCUGUGCAUUUGAAUGUUGCCAGGAUUUUGUACCACUCACUUCUGCAUGUAGAUCUGCCCUCUCCUGGGGAAGGAGUGCUUGUGUAUGAGAGCUGGCGUUCACAGAGAUUUAACACAUUUUUAAUGUAUAUAUCUUUCUCUAGUCUUUUGGAAAUGCUUAAAACUGGAAGUUACUCUUAAAGCAAUAUUUGACUUUUGUAUCGUUCUUCCAUUCAGGUUCUCCUUGAAACAUCUGCUCUUUUCUGAACAACUCUGGCUCCUCACUUCUAUUUUUCUAGUGUUUCUUGGAAGUUGACUGUGUAUGUUUGUAGAAGCCCAUCUCAUGUUAAAUAAAUUGUACAACUCUUAUGUAACCUCAUUACCAAGUAAUAGCUCAAUAUUUGCAUUUAUGAGCAGACGCACCUGAAGUGAAACAUUGCUUGAAAUGCUUCAGGAUGUUUUUUCUUGACGGUUUUUUUCUAUUUUACUGAAAAACAGCGGUAUCUUUGCAUUAUAUUUCCAUCUGCUAGUGUAAUGGUAGUCUUCAUUCUUUUGAAUUCGAAAACUGAAAGCCAUGAAAAGCUUCAGAUGAGAAGAGAAAAAAGUAAUUUAUCCUUCUCAGUUGUGUUGGGAUAAAAUCAUCACCUUGCCUUUGUGGAGAUCCUCAGAGCCAAAAAAAAAAAGUGAAAUUUUGUCACAUAUGGUCAGCAACUAUGUACAGAAAUUCUGAAGUUGGUGACGUGUAUAGAGAAGAGUAAUUUUUGUAGCUCUGAUAGUGUUCAUCUUGAAAACUGCAUAACUUGUACGGGACAAUUUGUAAAUGUAACUGCAAGCGGUAAAUAAAAAUUGUACAGCCAAA
Molecule: messenger RNA, 4308 nt
Organism: Cygnus olor (mute swan)
Lineage: Eukaryota; Metazoa; Chordata; Aves; Anseriformes; Anatidae
Gene: CHMP1B
Product: charged multivesicular body protein 1B
Exons: 8
Coding region: 169-759 (196 amino acids)
Biological process (GO): late endosome to vacuole transport; protein transport; endosome transport via multivesicular body sorting pathway
Cellular component (GO): ESCRT III complex; multivesicular body
Source: RefSeq, a predicted model, not a curated record